This is a messenger RNA of Peromyscus maniculatus bairdii (prairie deer mouse), 1245 nucleotides long. It is a transcript of the gene Tmco5a, whose product is annotated as transmembrane and coiled-coil domains 5A. The record is from RefSeq and is a predicted model, not a curated record. NCBI's taxonomy places the organism in Eukaryota, Metazoa, Chordata, Mammalia, Rodentia, Cricetidae.
AUUCUAUUGGAGGGCUCCAGGGGGAAGAGAUGAGAGUCUUCAGAAGCUAAUUGACUAGGGCAGGAUCAGGAAGCCAAAGCACAUCCGUAGAAGGGAGGCGUCUACAAUGGAAGAACAGAAGGAAAAUGAGCUAGAUUACGAGUAAGUAACAGCGACUACGAAAGGCGGCAUCCAGGCACCAGGUCAGAAAAAAUGGAAAUCUUAAGAUUGGCCCAAUCAAAGAAGAACAUUAUGAGUUUGAACAUGGACCUUGAAAGAGAUAUGCAGAGAAUAGAUGAAGCCAACCAGGAGCUUCUUCUCAAAAUACAAGAAAAAGAAAAUGAAAUCCAGAGGCUGGAAAGUGAGAUCACCCAGACUGGUGACCCUGCAGAAGAUGAGGAUUGGGAGAAGGAAAACUGCGCUGUGAUGGAGAGAGAGAGGGCUCUGCGGGAGCUGGAGGAAGAAACAACCAGACUCGAGAAGAAGAACGAGGCUUUGGUCCACAGUAUCUCAGAACUUCAGAGAAAGCUUACAAGGAAAUCACAAAAGAUAGUCAGAUGUGAACAAGGUGAUCUGGAAAUAACCCCAGAAGAGUCAAAGGUUAAGUUACAACAGUUGGAAUCUUCCUGUGCAGACCAAGAAAAGGAACUUGCCAAGAUAAUGGAAGACUAUGUGUUUGUGUCUCAGCUCUGCGAAGAUCAAGCUAUCUGCAUAAAGAAGUACCAGGAAGCAUUGAAGAGGAUAGAAGAAGAACUGGAGACUGGAUUCCUUGAGAGAGAAGUAUCAAAAGUCUUAAGCAUGGAUUCUGAGAGAGAAAAGAGUAACAGCCUAAAUAAUAAGGAUGAUUCCAUCACCAAAAAGGCAUCAAGGUUCAGUAAAAGGAUUUUUCGCUCCCUCUUUUUUACCACACUAUUUUUCAUCAGAUUGCUGGGGUACCUGAUCUUCCAUUUAAGCUUUAUAAAUCCCGACCUCCUCAUCAACGCACUGCCCAAGAUUCUGAGCAGGGACGUCUUGUGGAAGCUGCGCUGCUUCCUGUUCCCGUCCCUCACACUUGAGACGGAAGACAUGUUACCCCACUGACCCCAAGCCGUGUCUGUGGUCAGCAGAAGGCAAGAGGGACACAGACUCAUCGAUGGGAGGUGGCCAAACCCGUGGAGGGUAGAGGUAUGCCUCGGUUUUUCCCUCGAGGUUGGGACCAUGGUGCCCAUUCGUCUCCAUGUCACUUUUCCAAGAUUAACCUUGCCCAGUAAAGAACUUUGUCAGUGA